This is a messenger RNA of Aureobasidium pullulans EXF-150, 829 nucleotides long. RefSeq lists its product as uncharacterized. The record is from RefSeq and is a predicted model, not a curated record. The transcript has a single exon. The coding region runs from base 101 to 601 and encodes 166 amino acids. NCBI's taxonomy places the organism in Eukaryota, Fungi, Ascomycota, Dothideomycetes, Dothideales, Saccotheciaceae.
AUCUUCACACUCUUGUUCCCAGGGGCAAGGAAGCCCGAGUCGCCUUGUAAGUCUACACUUGAUCAAUCGACUGCUAAUCUUUUACUAAUGAUUAGCAGUCAUGGACACCACACUCUCCGCAGAGCUUUCAGCCUUCCGAGACUUCUGGACUCAGGAAGGACAGAAUAUAGUCACAAGCAUAGUGGACGCGAGCAUGCCCUCAUGGGGCCACCCACAUGAACAACUCGAAGACUUUGCAAGACAGGUUUUCCAGACAGCUUCGGAGCACUUGUUCCACCAGUGGCAGAACCGAUCCCGUUCUGCCGCAAGUGCGCCGGCUAUGGCAAAUCCGCCAGUGCUUCCACCCACUCCUACUUCUACCUUUAUCCAUGAUCUGAACGACAUGGGUAUCGGUGGUGCUUUUUCCGGUAUGAAUGACGAGGAACCUUUACUGCCAGCGUCGCAGCAGCUCCAGGAUGUUGAUAUGCAGUGGAUGGGUAGCGAACCCCAGCAACAACUGCAGCAGAUGAUGUAUUUUGGAGAGAUACCCCAUAUGGAUCAGCAGCAACAGUUCUGGAACGAUCAUGGUGUGUUGGAUGGGAUGGGAGGUUGGUCGCGUUGAAGAUUAUAGAAGGAGUUUUGUAUGCGGCUGAUUAUGUUUUGAUGACUGGUGACGAUAACGCUUAUGUAUAGAUAGCCUUGUUGUACAUGUUCUUCGUCUUGGGUAUACUAGAGGGCGUUAUGAAUAUUUCAUUAGAAAACCGGUUAGGAUAGCUUUUGUCAAGCGGAUUUACUUUAAUCGUCUGUGAAGCGAAUAUCCAGAUCGCCUGCUAUAAGACCAGCUAUCUUG